Oncorhynchus masou masou (cherry salmon) is the source of this 1429-nucleotide messenger RNA. Its product is annotated as calcium uniporter protein, mitochondrial-like. Bases 184 to 1236 code for a protein of 350 amino acids. The transcript is spliced from 8 exons. Gene Ontology annotation, cellular component: uniplex complex; mitochondrial inner membrane. Gene Ontology annotation, molecular function: calcium channel inhibitor activity. Gene Ontology annotation, biological process: calcium import into the mitochondrion; mitochondrial calcium ion homeostasis. NCBI's taxonomy places the organism in Eukaryota, Metazoa, Chordata, Actinopteri, Salmoniformes, Salmonidae. The record is from RefSeq and is a predicted model, not a curated record.
ACCAUUGACUGCUGCACACGGAGGAAACGGUACGCUGCUCUCUCUCGGGCACUAUCUCUUAUCUCACCCGCCUUCCAGUCCAUUGUUGACUGGAAUACGAUACGAAGAUCCUGCUUCCAGGCAGGUUUUCUACAAGUGUUCUACUGCUCAGUAUGCCAGAACGCAUGGACUAAUUUAACGACGAUGGCUUCGUUGCGAAUGGUCGCCAAACUCCGGGCUGGAGUUGUCGGAUGUACUAAACCGUUCCGCUACGCACUCAAAACAACCCGACCUCCGGUGAAAUUACUGCAUACGAUCCAUCCCAGACAGCCACAGUGGAGGUGUCCUCCCCAAGUGUUCUUCUGCAGUACUGUAGCACCCUCUCGUGAUGUGGUGUUGCAGUAUAAACAUGGACGACCGGUGCUGGCUGUGCCGCUACCCUCCAGGCAGGAGAGCUGUCUGUUCUUCCUCAGGCCCAUGUUAAUGACUGUAGGAGACCUCAUCCACGACCUGCAGAGAGAAGACCCAGGAGUCACCUCUGCCUCUGUGCUCACCAAGGAUGGUGCACGGGUAGCUAACAGCACCUCUAUAGACAGUCUCCUGGACAAAGACUUCCAGCUCCUCAUCAAUGAUGCUGUAUACAACAUCCACUCCCCUGAAAGAGGUGAAGCAACUCUUUCCCAAAACAUAGAGGCGUCCAGUGUGUCCAGUGAGCAUGUGGUGGACGUGGAGGACAUGAAGCACAUGGUGCAGCUGCUCCACACGGCCCUCCACCUGCCUGACCACCACCUGCUGAAGGAGAGGCAGCUGCUGGAGAGACUGGAUGGACUUAAACAGGACCUCUCGCCUCUGGAACAGGUGAAGGCACAGCUGGUGCGCAGUGCAGAGUUCCACUCCUCCAGGACUCUGUGGACAGGUGUGGCCCUGCUGUCUGUGCAGGGUGGGGCCUUGGCCUGGCUCACCUGGUGGGUGUACUCCUGGGACGUCAUGGAGCCCGUCACCUACUUCCUCACCUACUGCACCAGCAUCGGAGUCUUCUCCUACUAUGUCCUCACCAAGCAGGAUUAUGUCUAUCCAGAUGCCAAAGACAGGCAGUUCCUGUAUUACUUCCACAAGGGUGCCAAGAAGGAGCGCUUCAACGUGCAGAAGUACAAUGAGCUGAGAGAGGAGUUGGCUUCGGUGGAAGAAGAUUUGAGACGUCUAAGGAAUCCAACCCAACUUCAGCUCCCUGUAGAACAGAUCCAGAGCCAGCCAUGAAGAGCAGCACCACACACACACCGUCAAACUGAAGGACUACUGAGCAGCAGCAUUUUUCCCCAUUUAUUUUGAUAACAAUGCAUUUUUCUUACUAACCCUGCAGAUCAUUUUAGAGUUUUGGUUUACACCGUUUACAAUAUUGGAAGUCAUUUGCGGUAAUAGAAGUAUAGUAAUAAAUAUAUGAGAAAACAUC